Molecule: messenger RNA, 11351 nt
Organism: Corythoichthys intestinalis (scribbled pipefish)
Lineage: Eukaryota; Metazoa; Chordata; Actinopteri; Syngnathiformes; Syngnathidae
Gene: traf2b
Product: Tnf receptor-associated factor 2b
Exons: 11
Coding region: 496-2025 (509 amino acids)
Biological process (GO): tumor necrosis factor-mediated signaling pathway; positive regulation of canonical NF-kappaB signal transduction; regulation of apoptotic process
Cellular component (GO): cytoplasmic side of plasma membrane
Molecular function (GO): ubiquitin-protein transferase activity; tumor necrosis factor receptor binding; zinc ion binding
Source: RefSeq, a predicted model, not a curated record
GCUAUAGUGUGCACAACAGACGCACUUUCGUCUUACCUGUUGGCAAAACUAAAUGUUGCCAUCCAUAACUAUAGAUCUAAAACACCAACUGUAAUCGUCAGAAUGCUAACAAUUAGAAAAAAAAUAAACCCGUUUUAGUGUAUCACUCACCUGCUGGCAACGACGUGAAAUGCAACGAAAGUUAAGAUUGCUACGUCACGCUCCAAAGUAUAGUUUUCCUCGUCGACGACGCUUGUAAGUUGUAAUUACAUUAACAACAAAUUAAUACAACUAUUUCUAUGACUAACAAGAAUAAUUGGUGAUAAUGUACAUACAUACUAAAUGACUAAUGACCAACAAGCAGGACAAAAUAAGGGGUGUGUUAAGAGUGACGCGAGGUUGGGUGGAUUUCAAAAGUGUACUGCGAGUUCAAAUACUGAGUGUGUCGUUGAAAAAGUGAGCGAGUCUGACAAUCCGACUGUCCAUCUUCGACAAGCACCAGUUUAAUGGAGAAGAAUGGCCCGGGUGUGGCUGGAGACCAUCAACUCUUUACCAGGGUUUCCCCACAAUGUGCUUUCGGUGCCCAUGGAAAAUAAAUACAAAUGUCAGCAGUGUCUCCAGGUUCUCAGGAAGCCAGUCCAGGCUCAGUGUGGCCACCGCUUCUGCGUGCACUGCUUCAAGCAGCUCACCAGUUCGGGUCCAAAGCCAUGCGAGGCCUGCCGCCUGGAGAAGAUCUAUGAGGAACCCACCUCCAUCCUCAACAUCAGCGAAGCUUUUCCAGACAACGCGGCUGGUCGAGAAAUAGCGAGCCUGCCCGCACACUGUCUGAAUGCUGGUUGCAGCUGGAAAGGAUCCAUCAAAGAAUACGAGAUGCAGCAUGAAGGCUCCUGCGAGCUGGAGCGCGUGCAGUGCGAGGCCUGCCAUGCCUUCUUGUUGCGCUCGGAGAUGGAGCAACACCGUGAGAGGGAGUGCGAAGCCCGAAUGCUUAACUGCAAAUAUUGCAAAGUCUUGUGCAGCUUUAAAGACAUUAAGGCGCAUGAUGAAGUGUGCCUUAAGUUCCCCUUGCAGUGCAAAGAUUGUGGAAAAAGGAGGAUCCCCAGAGAAAAGUUCAACGAUCACCUUCGGUCCUGUACCAAAUCCAAGAGUGCCUGUCCGUUUCGCGAAGUGGGCUGCAAGUUUGUGCUGGACAAUGGCAAGUUGAGCGACCACGAGCACAGCAGCAUCAUGGAGCACCUGCGCAUGCUACUGCCAGCGGUCCUGUCAGUAGCCCGACCUGGCGCGGAGGCCCCCACCGAGUGGCAGGAGGACUCUGGUCUGGGCCUGUACAGGGCUCCUGAGGAAGGAGCCUUGUCACCCGCUGACCUCGACAAGAAGGUGGGAACCUUGGCGGACAUGUUGUGCGUUCUGAACCGCGAGGUGGAGCGCAGCACCGUGACGCUGGAGGCCUUCUCACACCAGCACCGGCUGGACCAGGAAAAACUGGAGAACCUGAACAACAAGGUGCAGCAGCUGGAGCGGGCGCUGGCUAUGCGCGACUUCCAGCUGUCCGAGACUGAGCAGCUGGUGCGUGAACUGCAGUUCUGCACCUACGACGGCGUCUUCGUCUGGAAGAUCUCGGACUUUGCGCGCCGCAGGGUUGAUGCCGUGUCGGGUCGAACGCUCGCCAUGUUCUCGCCAGCUUUCUACUCCAGCAAGUACGGCUACAAAAUGUGCCUGCGCCUGUACCUGAAUGGCGACGGCACAGGGCGAGGUACGCACCUGUCGCUCUUCUUUGUGGUCAUGCGGGGGCGCUGUGACGCACUGCUCAAAUGGCCCUUCAGCCAGAAGGUGACUCUGAUGCUGCUGGACCAGAACAACCGCGAGCACAUCAUCGACGCCUUCCGCCCGGACGUCUCUUCUACAUCCUUCCAGCGGCCGGCGGGUGAGAUGAACAUUGCCAGCGGCUGCCCGCUCUUCUGCCCGCUGGGGAAGCUGGCCGGGAAGAGUCCGUACUUGCGUGACGAUACCAUCUUCAUCAAGGCCAUCGUGGACCUGACGGGCUUGUAAGGUGAAGACUGUGGAAGUUUCCACCAAAAAGUCACAGUCACAGAUCUUAUUUGUUGUUAUACAUACAGCCAACUGAGGAAGCUGUUAUAUAUUAUAAUAUCUGGAAAUUAUUAAUAAUCAAAAUAUUAUAUUAUUUAUUAUUAUUUAUUUAUUAUUUAUAAUCAAAAUAUGUGUAAUAGAUCAUCUAUAAUUAUGCCACAAAGUAUUUGCAUAUUCACAAAACUACUUAUUGUAUUAUACAUUUAAACAUGUUAAUAACGGCAUUGACACAGACGCCCUUUGGCUUUGUUAAUUUUUUUUAACGUGUGAUAAUUUAUGGCCCUUCUCACAUGCUUUAGUUUGGAAUUUGCAGUGCACUCCCAUGGCCGCCAGGUCUGUGAGAGCGCAUCAUCCUGCUAACUUAGUCCUGAUAAAACUUAAUUUUAGGUUUUAAUGGCCAAAAUUUGUGCACGUUGAGGCAGCAUGGUGAGCGUGAAACUGCCUUUCUGGUUGUUUUUGAGGAUAUUUGGAUGAAAAUACAGCAAUGAACCUCCUUGCACUUUGCGCAGCUGUCGUGGCCACCCAAGACGCACUAAAGCACAAGCACUCGGAGGAUUGGGGUGAAAUCCCCUUGUCAGGCGAAAUGUCACUUUGGCUUUUUUAGCCCAAAAUGUGGCACUCUGAGGCGGUUUGUGGCAUUUUUUGAGCUGCAAUGCACAGAUAAACUCUGAAUGAAAAAUUGUGAACGUUUUCGAGCACCACGAGAACCUCCAGCAUGGAGACUCUAGGCGCUAAGUACUUCUCUCGCGGCAGCCCGAAGCUCACUAUUUUCAGGUACAAGGUCACGGAGAAUCGGGGUGAAAUUCACGUUCUCAGGCAAAAUGUAACUGGCGUUUUAACCCAAAAUAUGGCACUCUGAGGUGGAUUGAUUGGCAUGAAUCCUGCUGAAAUGCACAGAUAAAAUGAAUAAGUGCUGUGGAUGAAAGUGGUUUCAUUUCAUUUUUUUUUUUUUUUGUCUUUUAAUUUCAACCAAAUUUUUAUUAAAUCUACCCAAUUUUAUUGAACCAUUACGCGCAAAUUCUCAAGCAGUUCCUUGUUGUGACUUUUCUAAUUAAGAUUUUUCAGCUUGUUAUCGCCACAAGCCCACAAACUAAAAAAAAAAAAGAAUAUAGUAAAAAGCUUCAGUUUUGUACACAGUUGCCACAUGUGGAAUUCAAAACACCUGCAAAAAGGGUCUUAGGUUGGCUCAGAAGAGUUCGUACAUGGGGAAGACUGCUACGCUGUCAGGAUAUAUUAAUUUUCUGAAGACAGCUCCAGUUUCCCAGGGAGAUAGUGGAAACACACUGCAAAAAAUGCCACUUCUAAAAUGAGUAAAAAGUUAUUUGAAAUGAAAUAAGAUUUGCUUAUAACAAGUAAGAUAAUUCUGCUAAUGGAACAAGCAAUUUUUGUCUUGCUAAGACUAACUCGUUUCAAGAUCUCGUUGAACUAGUAAAAUAUAACUAGUUUCAAGAUCUCAUUCAUCCUGAAUGGAUGUCUUAUUUUAAGAAUUCUUACCAAGACAAAAAUUACUUGUUCCAUUGGCAAAAUGUUCUUGUUCUAAGCAAAUCUUAUCUCAUUUCACGUAAUUUUUUACUCGUUUUCGAAGUGCCAUUUUUUUUCCAGUGCAUCGCUCUGGCCAGACCUGAUCUUGUGGCCAGUCUAGCACAAGACCAUCCUGCUGGUGGAACUCACUGUCCCAUGGGAACAGGAGAUGGAGGCUGCCAACGAACGCAAGCGCUCCAGGUAUGCAAACUUGGCAGCAGAGUGUCGGGUGGCUGGCUGGGAAGCCCUUACAUGCCCUUACACAGGUGGGGUGUAGGGGCUUUGUGGUCUCUUCAACAGUUUGCCUGCUCCAAGACAUUGGCUACACAGGAGCAGGGAACCGGAAAGCCAUCAAGGAACUGGCAGAGGAGGCAGAGAUGGGCAGCUUCUGGCUAUGGCUAAGGAGGAGAGACAGCGGAUAGGGGCAGAACACCUAUGGCAUCAGCAGUGGGUGGCAGGUAUAGAUACCUGCUAUCGCUCUGCCACCAAGAGAUGUACUGGGGUUAAAACAGCCAAAAAUCUGUGACUUGUGGUCCCAAGAUGAUGAUCUUUCUUGCCCAAAGGUGUAGAGGGAAUCAGUUGCAUAGAGUACACUGUUAGAGGUGCGUCAGGCAGCAAUGCCCAGCAGACAUACCAACAGCCUGUAUUUUCAAAUUCUGAGUAGUAGUGUAUAUGCCUACAUACAGUAUAUAUACAAAUGUAGAGUAUAUGAAAUAAGGAUAUAUCAAAUAAAAUACAAGUAUCAGUAUAUAUUGUACCAAAAAAAAAAUAUAUAUAUAUAUAUAUAGAAAUUUGAACCCUUGAUCUCAUAACUGUGAGUGGACAUGCUAACAACUCUUUUUACUCAUGAAGCUUACUAAGUUGAGUUAUGUAAGGUAAGCACAUUGGUCAACUAAUGUGCUAAUAGGUGCUUUUAAACUUAAAAUAUAUGAUCAUUUUUGCAUUUUAAAAAAAUUGAGACUGAUCGCGAGUUAACUAUGGACAGCAUGCGAUUAAUCGCGAUUCAAAAAUUUAAUCACUUAACAGCUCGAGUGUUAUACAUUCAUUAGAGAAAUAAUAAGAGCCAAUACACGACUUCUAUUAAGGCAAGUAAUGAACAGAUUAUUAAAGGGAUAUCAUCCCUAUUUUUGCACCUCAAAACUGAUUAUUGUAUCUUUUUUCUCAAAGAUCCCAUAUUAUGAUUUAUAACUUAAAACAUUUUCAAGUCAAUUGUGAAGUUUUUUUUCUACAUAAUUCAAAAUACUUCUUCCAACUUCAAUGUUAAUAUUGAAAAAAAUAAUUUCAAAUACAUGCAUGCAUAUGUGUGUGUGCAUAGUGUGUGUGUGUCUAGUAGAGCUCCCUCGAAGGAUUUUUUGGAUAGUUGAUUACUCAUUGAUUAUUAUAUAAAUCACACAAUUUACGUUUUAUGUUACACAAAUCUGUUUAUAUUUACUUAAAAAAAAUACUUUAAAAAUCGAUUAAAAAAAAAAAACUUAACAUGUCCUUUUUUAAAUUUAGAAAAAAUACCGUAUUUUCCAGACUAUAAACUGUUUCAAGCCUUUGACUUAUACUCAUGUGCGACUUUAAGUUAAAAUAUAGAAUUUUAUAUCUUUUGAAAUGUUAUACUGGCCAAACAUGGGAUAAACAUUACCCGCAACCAGCCGCAAAAUUUUUGUGCUCGUACAGUAUUGAUCAUAUUGAUAUCCACCCAAACCAGUAUAAUGAUUAUGAUCAAUUUGGAGAGGUUUGAUUUAAUGAGUGAAGUUCUAUGUAUGUUUUCAUUUGAAUUCUUGCAUGCAUCACGUCUGGUAGGCCUCAGCAGCGCUUCCUACUGUAUUGUACUUUACGACUUACUACAGUGUAUUCCUUGUGCAUUCUCACAUGUACAGUGGUAUGAAAAAGUAUCUGAACCUUUUGUAAUUUCUCACAUUUCUGCAUAAAAUCUCCAUCAAAAGCCAUCUGAUCUCUGUCAAAAUCACACAGAUGAAAAAACUGUCUCCAUUAACUAAAACCACCCAAACAUUUAUAGGUUUUCAUAUUUUAAUGAGGAUAGUAUGCAAACAACGACAGAAGGGGAAAAAUAAGUAAGUGAACCAUCACAUUUCAUAUUUUGUGGCCCCUUCUUUGGCAGCAAUAACCUCAACCAGACGCUUCCUGUAGCUGCAGAUCAGUCUGGCACAUAAAUCAGGAUUAAUCUUGGCCCAUUCUUCUCUACAAACUGCUGUAGUUCAGUCAGAUUCCUGGGAUGUCUGGCUUGAAUCGCUGUCUGUAGGUCAUGCCACAGCAUCUCAAUGGGGUUAAAGUCUGGACUUUGACUUGGCCACUCCGGAACAUGUAUUUUGUUCUUCUGAAACCAUUCUGAAGUUGAUUUACUUCUUUGUUCUGGAUCAUUGUCUUUUUGCAGCAUUCAUCCUCUUUUUAGCUUCAACUGUCUGACAAACAGCCUCAGGUUUUCCUGCAAAACAUCCUGAUAAACAUUUGAAUUCAUUCUUCCAUUAAUGAUUGCAAGUUGUCCAGGCCCUGGGGCGGCAAAACAGCCCCAAAUCAUGAUGCUCCCUCCACCAUGCUUUCCAGUGGGGAUGAGGUGUUGAUGUUGGUGAGCUGUUCCAUUGUUCCUCCACACAUGACGUUGUGUGUUACUCCCAAACAACUCAACUUUGGUUUCAUAAGUCCACAAAAUCUUUUGCCAAAACUCCUGUGGAGUGUCCAAGUGCCUUUUUGCGAACAUUAAACGAGCACCAAUGUUUUUUUUCAGACAGCAGUGGCUUCCGCCGUGGAGUCCUCCCAUGAACACCAUUCUUGGCCAUAGUUUUACAUAUAGUUGAUGUGUGCGCAGAGAUAUUGGACUGUGCUAAUGAUUUCUGUAAGUCUUUGGCAGACACUGAAGCGUUUUCACCUCUCUGAGUAUUCUGCGCUGAACUGUUGGCGUCAUUUUGUUGGGUGGGCACUUCUUGGAAGAGAAGCAACAGUGCCAAACUCUCUCCAUUUGUGGAUAAUUUCACUGACUGUCAAUUGUUAAACAUCCAGACUUUUAGAGAUGGUUUUGUAUCCUAUCCCAGCUUUAUACAAAUCAACAGUCCUUGAUCGCAGGUCUUCAGACAGCUCUUUUGACCGAGCCAUGAUGCACAUCAGACAAUGCUGCUCAUCGAGACAAUGCUUACCAGGUGUGUGUUUUAUAGUGGGCAGGGCAGCUUUAAACCACUCAUCAGUAAUUGGGCACACACCUGUCUUAAAUUGUUUGGUAAAAAUUGGUUUCAAUUGCUCUUUAAGUCUCCUGAAGCAGAGGGUUCACUUACUUAUUUUUCCUCCUUCUGUCAUUGUUUGCAUGCUAUCUUCAUUAAAAUAUGAAAACCUAUAUACUAAAGAUGUCCCGAUCGAUCGGGUCUGAUCACGUCAUUUUCAAAGUAUCGGAAUCGGCAAAAAAAUAUCGGACAUGCCUUUUUUUAAUAUGUAUAUAUUUUUUAAUUAAAUCGUUUUCUAAUUGUAUUUGUUACAGACAAAAUGUCUUACAUUCAUCCAGAGUCUUUAGUUUUGGCUUAAAGUAGGGCUAUCACAUUUAUCGCGAAAACGGCGGUAAAUAAUUUUUAAAAAAUUAUUCAUGUUAAAAUAUUUAAUGCAAUUAACGCAUGCGCUGCACGACCCACUCACGCAUUGUCGCGCUCAAUCUAUAAUGGCGCUGUUUUACCUAUAUAUAUAGAGCUAAUAGGCAACGUAAAAUGAGUAGAGAGAAUUUUGGCAGUUUUGGAGCCUCUUUUGAAUUGGCUAAAGCCUUAAAAUCCCUCUCUCAACAAUUAGAAAUAUCGUGGGAAGCAAUGUGGGGAAGAACGGUAGUGGUUGAUCUUUUCCUUAACACCCUACAUUUCUUCCCAACGCAGAGAAUAUAUAUCAAUUGGUGCCACUAUGCACGGUCAUGGUUGCACUUCCCAUCAUGCAUUUGGGCAGAACAGUUAAAUGGCGAUAGUAUCAUUUACUGAAAGCUCAACAAAUACACUAGACGGCAAUAUUUAGUCACAAUAUACAAAGUCACAUUUAUCCUUUAAGAAUUACAAGACUUUCUAUCCAUGGAUCCCUCUCACAGAAAGAAUGUUAAUAAUGUAAAGGCCAUCUUGAGGAUUUAUUGUCAUAAUAAACAAAUACAGUACUCAUGUACUGUAUGUUGAAUGUAUAUAUUCGUCCGAGUUUUAUUCAUUUUUUUCUUAAUGCAUUGCCAAAAUGUAUAUGAUCGGGAAAAAUUAUCGGGAAUGAUUGGAAUUGAAUCGGGAGCAAAAAAAAAAAGCAAUCUGAUCGGGAAAUAUAUGGAUCGGCAGAUACUCAAACUAAAACGAUCGGGAUCGGAUCGGGAGCAAAAAAAACAUGAUCGGAACAACCCUACUAUAUACGUUUGGGUGGUUUUAGUUAAAGCAGACAGUUUUUACAUCGAUGUGAUUUUGACAAAGAUCAGAUCACAUUUGAUGGUGAUUUUAUGCAGAAAUGUGAGAAAUUCCAAAAGGUUCAGAUACUUUUUCAUACCACUGUAUUUUUAACAAUAGCUGCUGCAAAGAGUACACGUUGUUUAUUUUAAAUGGAAAUAUCAGCAGGUUUUGUAUCAGUACUGACUGUUUUUGACAAGCUUUCAGAUGUGAGAGAGUUUAAGCUAAAAAAAAUUUCUACAUACACCUAGACAGUCUUAAAUAUUCUCGGCAGGCAGGUGUAGGACGAUAUGUGGUCUGAGCAGAGAUUAAAAGAUAUACAGAACAUUUUUAGGGCUAGCUAGAUGUCCGGGAUACAAGUAAGCAAAGCCGGGAGCUAAUGUGGAGAAUGGGAAGUCAUUACAGCUAAGUAACAGGAUUAUCGAUAAAAUGAGUAUUAGCCAAAACCAUGAGUGCAUAAAUACGAAAGUUGAAGAAAGCUGAGGAAGUGGCUAUGGUUGAGCUAAAGUGCUGCAAUGUAGUAUCUUACUUAGUUAAAGGGUGCUUAUGUUAAAACUAGAGCAACGCUGUUAUUAGCAAGUAUUACAUUUGUUUGAACUGCUCUUUUGUUGCCAAAGUAAUACUAGUGGUUCACUUUAACCUUUUUAGCUAGUUGGCAACAAACAUUUUCUUCCAAAAAUUUGAUUUAUAGUCAUUCGUCUAAUGCAUUUGAGUAGUUCACUUCAUUCUCUAUUUAUAGUCGGGAAAAUACGGUGACCCAAAAAAAAAAAAAAAAAAAUAAUAAUAAUACAAAUAAUGAACAUUAAAAAAAUUAAUAAUAAAAAAAGAUAUAAAGAGAAUAUGUACAGUUUUUUUAAAAAAAUUUAUAUAAAGAGUUAAAAUGAUUAGUUUUCAAAAAUAAAAAAUUGAUAAAAAGAGAAUAUUUACAGUUUUUUUUUGUGUGUGUGUGCCAUUUUUAAAUAUAGUUUUUCAACCCUAAAAAAAAAAAAAAAACAAGUUAACAGUUUUUUUGUAUCGUUUUUUCAUUUAAAAAGGGAUGGGGGGUUUUCAAGAAAAAAAAAAUCACAGGCAAAUAUUUACUAUUAUCUCUAGCUUCCAUUGACGGUGAUAGAUGUCCAAUCAAUAUUGAAUAUUGAAAUUUAAAAAUAGUUUAUAAAAAUACUGCUUUUACUUUUUGUUUGUAUUAAAACAUUUUUAAAAAUUAAAAAAAGAAAUAGAUGAAAAUAGUUUUUAAUUCUUUUAUUUAAAGUUUUUUAAUAUUAUUUGUGUUUUUGCUUUAUUAUUAGCUUACCAUGAACAAUUACUAACCAUAGCAAAAAAAAAGUUUAAAAAAAAAAAAAAAAAAAAUUCAAGAAGUAACACAUGUAUAGAAAAUAUUGCAAUUAUUGGCUAAUGGGAUAAGAAAAUCGAUUAAUUGUUUAAAGACAAUCAAAAUAGCUAAUCGACAACUAAUUUGAUAAUUAGUUGUCGAUUAGUCGAUUCAUCGUUGCAACUCCAAUGUGUGUAGGGAUGCAAAAGUAGGCAUUGAGUACACUCAAAGAAAUGAAACAUGGUAAUACCGCAAGAAUCGUAUUUGAAUUGGUUAAACACAACUGCUUUAAGUAACUUUUGAGUUAUGUUGCUAAAUUUAUAAAAAAUCCUAUAGGCUAUAAUAGUUACUUAAAGCAGUUGUGUGUAACCACUUGAAAUAAGAUUCUUGCGCAAAUAGGCGCUUUCACACUAGCACUGUUUGGGGUGUUUUAAACGGACCACAGUUCUUUUUCGUUUAAGUGUGAAUACACAUCGGAACUCUAGUUUGGACCAAACAAGUGAACUCUGGUCCGCUCAAAAAUCGUAAAAACAGCACGCAAGCUAUUCAAAAUGUACAGUGGCAACAUGACAGACCAUGUUGUUGUACUGUGCUAAGCAGUUGCAUUUGAUAUACAGAAUCGGGUUAUACUGUGGCGGUUGUGUUUUGCAUGCUGUUGAUGAACGUACCGUGUGAGAGUGACAGUGGCCGAGACAGGCGGAGCCUCUCGAGGCGGCCGUUUCGUGAGUCCCGCUUUCCUGGAAGUGGCAAAAAGUUGAGUCCAAAAAGUCAUGAAAGUGAGAGCGAAUGCGUACCUGUGUGACUUGGGGUACCACUCGGUUCCCUUUCGUGGUUUAUUUUCCCCAAUGCAUUUUUUAUAUACACCAGUUUACUCGGCAUUGACUUGCGAGGGAGCGACCCCGCCGCUGGCCGAGCGGUGACUUGCUAUGCUAUGCCACAUUACAUGCAAUGUCACAGCGCCACGCUGUGAUGCGCCAUCCCCUCCCAGGAGGAAGCUAUUUCCUCGUCUAUUUGUCCAAUAAAUGAGUGCGCAUUUCGUCCACGUGGUAGUACCCGCAAAGUUCGGUUGGCGCAGUGUGAAUGCUGAACCUUUUCAACAAAUCAUUUCCAACCUGAUUCUGGUCCUCUUGAUCUAGUUUGAAAGCGCCCUAAGUUCAUUUUUUUGAGUGUAGGUAUGCAUGAAUAUUUUGCUGCGUGUUUUUAGGACUGAGUCUACUGUACACACACACACUAUGUAUAUGAGUAUAUUCAAACCGAUGUAAGCAAACAAAUAUUUCAGAAAAUAAUUUCCUAAUAAUUUGAAUUAUGUAGAAAUUAAAAUGACUCAACUUUGAAUUCGUUUGUGAAAUAUUAAAAGUAGGCUACAUAGUAGCCUACAUGUAAUAAAAAUGUGUACAUAUGAUGAUUAUUGCAUAGAUGGCUCGUGUAUUGUCUCUUAUUGCUUGUACACUGUUACUAACAAUUUUGUGUUCAUAUCACAGUAAUAAAAGUCAACAAUUGUCACAAUAUUAACGUAUUUGUGUUUUUUUUUUUAAUUUGUAAGUGUAUUUUAGAGCAUGUCUGUAUGAUGUGUCAUUGUUUUCCAUAAUCAUGUGAUCUGAGGUGGAAUGAACCGCAAAAUUAGACAUUCAAAUGACGAAUCAUUUUCAUAAGCUAUUAUGAAAAGGGGAACUCCUUCAGUUCCUGUGAAAAAGGUCGCCUUGUUCCUAUCUCGUGAUUUGCUUGCUCAAAAAUGACAUGUUAGACUUAACAAAAAUAUUCAGAAAUUUCCCCGGCUGCAUUGUGGGAAAUGCUGAAAUUGUUCCACUGUGUAGUUUAAAAUGGAAAAAAAUGACCCUGCCCCCACUAAUUUUAUGUAUAACAUUGUUUACAUUUUAAAAAACAUUUAAUUAUUUCUGGUCAGGCAUCUUUUUUGAAAAAUGGCAAAUUAAUAUCGCAAUCAGUUGUCAAACUUUGUCUCUAUUUACUGUGUCAUACUGCCCCUAAGUGGCCAAGAUAGGUACACCAUAAAGCGCAAACCCCAGAUAUACAGUGCCCUCCAUAAUUAUUGGCACCCUUGAAAAAGAUGU